Molecule: messenger RNA, 4079 nt
Organism: Salvelinus fontinalis (brook trout)
Lineage: Eukaryota; Metazoa; Chordata; Actinopteri; Salmoniformes; Salmonidae
Product: Kv channel-interacting protein 1-like
Exons: 8
Coding region: 639-1322 (227 amino acids)
Biological process (GO): regulation of potassium ion transmembrane transport
Cellular component (GO): voltage-gated potassium channel complex
Molecular function (GO): potassium channel regulator activity; calcium ion binding; transmembrane transporter binding
Source: RefSeq, a predicted model, not a curated record
GACCAUCAGGUUCUUGGUCGCUUCCCUUACCAAGGCCCUUCUCCCCCGAUUGCUCAGUUUGGUUGGCCGGCCAGCUCAAGGAAGGGUCAUGGUGGUUCCAAACUUCUUCCAAUUAAGAAUGAUGGAGGCCAUUGUGUUCGUGGGGACCUUCAAUGCUGCAGAAAUGUUUUGGUACCCUUCCCCAGAUCUGUGCCUCAACACAAUCCUGUCUCGGACAAUUCCUUCGACCUCAUAGCUUGGUUUUUGCUCUGACAUACACUGUUAACUAUGGGACCUCAUAUAAACAGCUGUAUGCCUUUCCAAAUCAUGUCCAAUCAAUUGAAUUUAGCACAGGUGGACUCCAAUCAAGUUGCAGAAAUACUUCACGGAUGAUCAAUGGAAGCAGUAUUCACCUGGGCUCAAUUUCGAGUGUCAUAGCAAAGGGUCAGAAUACUUAUGUAAAUAAGGCUUUUCUGUUUUUAUUUUUCAUGAUUUUGCAAAAUAGAAAAAUAAAUCAAAACAACCAUCCCACUCCUUCAGUCACAUUCAAAUCACAUCCCUACACAGACUCCGGUGCCUGUUAGGAUGGAACAUUUAGGCCAUUCAGGCCUCACAGAUGCCUGUGAGGACAGAAUAAGCAGCCAAAACAUGCUCAGCAUAUGUGGGAAAUCCUUCAAGACUGUUGGAAAAGCAUUCCAGCUGAAGCUGGUUGUGAGAAUGCCAAGAGUGUGCAAAGCUGUCAUCAAGGCAAAGACAAGAUUGAUGAUGAGUUGGAGAUGACCAUGGUGUGUCACAGGCCUGAGGGUCUGGAGCAGUUGGAGGCCCAGACCAACUUCACCAAGAGAGAGCUACAGAUCCUCUACCGCGGCUUCAAGAAUGAGUGUCCGAGUGGAGUGGUGAAUGAAGAAACAUUUAAACACAUCUACGCCCAGUUCUUCCCCCAUGGAGAUGCCAGCACUUACGCUCAUUAUCUCUUCAAUGCAUUUGACACAACAAACAAUGGAUCCAUUAAGUUUGAGGAGUUUGUAAUGGGACUGUCUACACUGCUGCGGGGCACUAUGAGAGAGAAGCUGGAGUGGACUUUUCAUCUUUACGACAUCAACAACGAUGGAUACAUUAACAGAGAGGAGAUGACUGAGAUUGUGAGGGCCAUUUACGACAUGAUGGGGAAAUAUACCUACCCUGCACUCAAGGGAGAUGUCCCUAAACAGCAUGUGGAUGCUUUUUUCCAGAAAAUGGAUAAAAACAAAGCUGGAGUUGUGACUUUAGAGGAGUUCAUUGUCGCAUGCCAGGAGGAUGAAAUGAUGAUGAGAUCCAUGCAGCUCUUUGAAAAUGUGAUGUAAAAAAGGAGCCGAUGGAAGGAAGGAGAGAAUUAGAUAAUGAGAGAUUGUGUGUGUGUUUCAGUGCAUUCAUGUGAGUGCAUGUGCGCGUGUGCUUGUGCGUGUGUCCACGCAUGUUUGUUUAUCCGUGCGUGUCUGUCAGAGUGGAUGAAUGUGGAUGUGUAUCUAUCUCUCUCAUCCUCUCAUCUAACUUGUCAGCAUUGAUGUGUUUGCCAAAUAAUGUCUCUGCCUGGCUACCUGCCUGGGUAUGGAUCAGACAAAGCCAGAACCGCUGAGAGAACCCUGGACUUGCUAGUCAUAUUGCUGAGCCUGGGAGUAUGCAAACGAAUUCACUGGAAAAUGCUUUCUGCCUUUUUAUGUGACAUAAAGGUUUGUAAAUCAGAUGAUCAUACAAUAUAGACUGCAGUGUGAUACAGCUGAGAACUCAAACUCAUACGCUGCUCCCCGAUUAGGCCUAUGUGGAAACUCCUGAAAGACUCCUGCCCCCUACCUGUCAAACACUGAAACCCUGCCGGGAUACUUUGGGUUCUUUUGACUCCGUUCUUUUUGCCAAAAUAGAUGCAUGCUUGAGCCAGAGGGAUUCCUCCCUCCCUACCAUAGAAAUAGAAUCAUGAUUCUACGUCUAUGCGCCCUACCAACCAUUUGUUUGUCCACUGACUUGGACCUUUAAACUCAUGCAUUCAGUGAUUGAUUUAUCGACAGCUAUGAUCUACAUAUCUGCUUAUUUAUUAAUGUGUUUAUGCGUGAAAAAUAUGAGGUUGUCCUAAUGUAUUAUUUGUUUGUUUUAAGUGUUGUGUGUUUCUGAUUCACUGUUGUCGUGGUGACCUCUGUACCUCUGUUGACUUGGCUGUCGCACUCCUGUCUAUCCUUGUAAUUGUGUCUGUCCCUGACUGAUGCCUGUUCUACUGUAUGCUUAUAAAUACACCUAAUAGACUUGGUUUUUGACUGAUGAUAUAUCCUCUUGUAUGAUGGCUGGAUGUAAAUAAUUCUGGAAAAUGAACAUCUGAGUAAUGGAAUGUGAAUGGUGUUGGUCAUUGGUGUUGUGACUUACUUUUCUGUUGAAAUGUGUAGUGAGGGACACAGGAGUUAAGCUAAACCCCCAAACUCAUCACAGGACAAAACCAACAUUCUUCUAAUGUGAAACAACUAUCAUUUUUCUUCAACGAAUUAUUAAUUUGUGUUGACCCUUGUCAGUUCCUCCUCAGUGUACAAUAUGGCAAAUAGAUACAGUGCAUUCGGAAAGUAUUCAGACACCUUCCCUUUUUCCACAUUUUCUUGUUACAGCCUUAUUCUAAAAUUAAUUAAAUUAUUUAUUUUUCUCGUCAAUCUACACACAAUACCCCAUAAUGACAAAGCAAAAAUAGGUUUCUAGAAAUGUUUUCUAAUUUAUUAAAAAUAAAAAAACAGAAAUACCUUUAUUUACAUAGGUAUUCAGACCCUUUGCUAUGAGACUCGAAAUUGAGCUGAGGUGCAUCCUGUUUCCGAUGAUCAUCCUUGAGAUGUUUCUACAACUUGGAGUCCACCUGUGGUAAAUUCAAUUGAUUGGACAUGAUUUGGAAUGGCACACACCUGUAUAUAAGGUUUCACAGUUGACGGUGUGUGUUAGAGCAAAAACCAAGCCAUGAGGUUGAAGGACUUGUCCGUAUAGCGCAGAGACAAUAUUGUGUUGAGGCACAGAUUUGGGGAAAGGGAACCAAAAAAUGUCUGCAGCAUUGAAGGCCCCCAAGAACACAGUGGCCUCCAUCAUUCUUAAAUGGAAGAAAUUUGGAACUACCAAGACUCUUCCUAGAGUUGGCCACCCAGUCAAACUGAGCAAUUGGGGGAGAAGGGCCUUGGUCAGGGAGGUGUCCAAGAACCCAAUGGUCACUCUGACAGAUCUCUAUAGUUCCUCUGUGGCAAUGGGAGAACCUUCCAGAAGGACAACCAUCUCUCAGCACUCCACCAAUCAGGCCUUUAUUGUAGAGUGGCCAGGCGGAAGCCACUCCUCUGUAAAAUGCACAUGACAGCCUGCUUGGAGUUUGCCAUAAGACACCUAAAGACUCUGAGACCAUGAGAAACAAGAUUCUCUGGUAUUAUGAAACCAAGAUGGAACUCUUUAGCCUGAAUGCCAAGUGUCAAGUCUGGAAGAAACCUGGCACCAUCCCUACGGUGAUGCAUGUUGGUGGCAGUCAUCAGGACCUCAGACUGGAGCGAAGGUUCACCUUCCAUCAGGACAAUGACCAUAAGCACACAGCCAAGACAACGCAGGAGUGGCUUCGGGACAAGUCUCUGAAUGUCCUUGAGUGCCCCAGCCAGAGCCCGGACUUGAACCCAAUCUAACAUCUCUGGAGAGACCUGAAAAUAGCUGUGCAGCGAUGCUCCCCAUCCAACCUGACAGAGCUUGAGAGGAUCUGCACAGAAGAAUGGGACAAACUCCCCAAAUACAGGUGUGCCAAGCUUGUAGCGUCAUACGCAUGAAUACUUGAGUUUGUAAAGUUAAAAAAAUUAGGAAAAAGUGAAGGGGUCUGACUAUUUUACGAAUGCACUGUAGAUGUAUAUUGAUUAUAUUGCAAUUAUUUUUUUCCUCAGGUUUCAAAGGGGUAACUAAUGAUGAAUGAUAAUCAGCGCUUAAAACAAUCUGAAUAUAAAAUGUUACAAAGAGGUGCACCUCAUACAAUACUCUAUCUCUGACUGAUAGAAAGACCAAGAUAGGAGAGAGCUUAAGCUUUCAUGUUCUGUUGUACAUUGUAAAUGCUACCAAUAAAAUGUUUAGAGAAAAUA